Messenger RNA from Ectocarpus sp. CCAP 1310/34, 481 nucleotides. The record is from the annotation of a GenBank genome assembly. Lineage: Eukaryota; Phaeophyceae; Ectocarpales; Ectocarpaceae.
AUGUGCCAGGUCGAGACCACCAAGGAUGAAGUGCAGGCCGCUGCCGAUGCUGUCGAAGACGCCACGAACGCCGUCAUCGGUGACCACCUCAACUCGACCGGGUCUAAAGAAGACGCCCUUCGGUCCCUGGUCUCUUCCCUGCAGCAGACGUUGGGGAGGUUCACCUUUAUGAAGGUGUUCUCCACAUUACCCCCCCCUUUGUCGAGGCUUCUUCUUGUUUGCUAGGCAAGAGAAGAAGUCUUCUUGGGGUAGCCGGAACCCGACCGGCUGGCGGCGAGUAGAACCAUCUUUUUUCCAACUAUCUUCUGUGCGUGUGUGCGGGUGCGCCUCUUCCGCCACGCAUUGCCUGAAGUUCCGAGUUCGAUAGGCAGUGCAUCUUUUCUUGGCCCACCCACCGUUUAUCUUUUUCCAUACUACUCCGGAAGAAAAUUAGGUGAGCAGGGGGAUUUGAACCCGUGUCUUCUGCAACCAAAAGCAUAUA